Molecule: messenger RNA, 2797 nt
Organism: Fundulus heteroclitus (mummichog)
Lineage: Eukaryota; Metazoa; Chordata; Actinopteri; Cyprinodontiformes; Fundulidae
Gene: chst7
Product: carbohydrate (N-acetylglucosamine 6-O) sulfotransferase 7
Exons: 2
Coding region: 205-1470 (421 amino acids)
Biological process (GO): carbohydrate metabolic process; N-acetylglucosamine metabolic process
Cellular component (GO): Golgi membrane
Molecular function (GO): N-acetylglucosamine 6-O-sulfotransferase activity; chondroitin 6-sulfotransferase activity
Source: RefSeq, a predicted model, not a curated record
UGAACCUCAUUCCGUCUCUGCAGUCAGGCGGCGUUUGAAGCCACGCCCACCCGGCGCAUCGCUCGCCUCGCCGGAUGAGAAAUGGUGCGCACCCGCAGCAACACAGCGCAAUAACUUUACAGUAGCGACCGCGGUGCCGCACAGAUCGCCGCGCCGCCGAUUCUUGUGAAAACAAGCUCCCCAGCCCCGUCUCGGCGAGAGGAGAUGAAGAGGAGGCUCCACAAGAAGUACUUGGUUUUGAUUCUGGCAUAUUCAGGUCUGCUUCUUCUAAUCCCCUACGUGCUGGAUUACCGGGACAAAUCCGCGCAGAAUGCCAAACUGCCGCAGCAGCAGCAGCCCAGAUGCCCGGACCUGGAGAACACGGUGGCGCUCCUCUGGGACAACGGCUACAGAGCCAACGGCAGCGAUGCGGCGGAGAGCCCGGCGAACAGGAGCCAGUCGCGGACGCACAUCUACCUGCACGCCACCUGGAGGACCGGCUCGUCGUUUCUGGGCGAGCUGUUCAACCAGCAUCCGGACGUCUUCUACCUGUACGAGCCCAUGUGGCACAUCUGGCAGGCUCUGUACCCCGGGGACGCGGGCAGCCUGCAGGGCGCGGUGCGCGACAUGAUGAACUCCCUGUACCGCUGCGACUUCUCCGUCCUCAAACUUUACGCCGGCUCGCAGAACAUCACCACGUCGUUCAUAUUCGGGUGGAAGAUGAACAAGGUGAUCUGCUCGGAGCCGCUGUGCGACGCGCACAGGCGCCACGAGAUCGGGCUGGUGAGGGAGGACCGGUGCGCCAAGUGCCAGAAGAGGGACCUGCGGGAGCUGGAGAAGGAGUGCAAGAAGUACCCGGUGAUGGUGAUCAAAGGGGUCCGCGUUCUGGACCUGAGCACCCUGGUGCCUCUGAUGCGAGACCCGGCCAUCAACCUGCAGAUCAUCCAGCUCUUCAGGGACCCGAGGGCCGUGCACAACUCGCGGCUGAAGUCCAAGCAGGCCCUGGUGAAGGAGAGCAUCCAGGUGCUGCGCAGCAGGAAGCAGAGCGACAAGUACAAGCGGCUGCUGGUGCCCAGCAACAGGAUGAACCGCGCAGAGAGCUACGUGGCCAGCGCCAUGGAGCUGAUCUGCGACAACUGGCUCAGCGACAUGAUGCUGGUGAUCAACGCGCCUCCCUGGGUGAGGAGGAACUACCUGCGCCUUCGCUACGAGGACCUGGUCCUGCGCCCCAUGGAGGAGCUGCAGAGGCUCUUCCGCUUCUCCAACCUCUCCAGCUUCCCCGCGCUGGAGAGGUUCGCGCUGAACAUGACGCACGGACAGGGCUACUCGUCGGACAAGCCCUUCCUCAUAUCGUCCAGGGAUGCCAAGGAGGCGAUCUACGCGUGGAGGGAGCGGCUCAACGUGGAGCAGAUCGGCCAGGUGGAGGCCUACUGCAGCGAGGUCAUGAGGCACCUGGGGUAUGAGAAGAACAACGCGGAGAAAGCCACAUGAGGAGCAGAAAUCCGCAGGGGUCCUCCUAACCAAGGCUGAGGGGCAGAAGGUGGAAUAACAAAACAGGCUGCAGGAAUGCGGUCCACCAGGAGCUCUCAAGCGUGCCUCUUGGGUUGUUUUUUAAAUCCUCACCCGAGCUGGGUCGAUGAACUGGAGAAAUAGUGAUACUGGAAAGGGGGGGGAGGAAGGAAAAAGAAAAAAGAAAAAAAAGCGAGAGAAAGAGCAGCCAAUCAGACACAGUGGGAUUUGAAACGAGGAGAAGGAAGCUUAUUUUCUCACCGCGCUGCCUGUUUGACACCAGCAGGGUCCGUGGAGACGGAGAGGAUUUGGGGAGGGGGGAUGAAGCAAGAGACGGGGCUGGUUCGCUCUGCUGUUACUCUGGCAGACCUCUCUUCUUUUUAGGAGCGCUAAUCCCUCCUCAAAUCCUGCUCAAGCGAGGGCCAUAAAAACCUGAGAUGGGUCUGUCUUGGGACAUGCAUCCAUGGGGGUGGGUUGGGGGGGGGGGGGGCAGCGUCAGGAUCGCCUUUGGUUGGGCUGCUCACCCGUCUGAGCUGUGACUAGGCUUGGCAGCAACCCCUGCAUUACUGAUUCACUGACCGGACACAGGCUUACUAACAGUUCUAAUGUAGCGCCGCGCUGAAAGCAGAAACUACAGUAUUUUCCUGGAAAAAAAAAAAAAAGGACAGGCCUGACUGAGGAGCCAUUGUCCCUCUCAGGAACCCAGACAGCUGCAGAGCCCCUUUGACGAAUCCCUCACGUGGGCGUGAAAUUUUCUAGCAAACCACAGAAUUCCUGAAGACCUGUUUCCGUCCUCCACCGGUGGGCCUCUUCGUUCUCUAAUCCAGAACGGUCCAGAACAUUCUCAGAUGCUGCGGCGUCCCCCUGGUCAAGGAUGGGUUUCCAGGGGGGGAGGAUCAAAUGUCCGCCAGCAUAUCGUCGUGUUCAACUUCAAAAGUUGCUUCUGUUAUAAAUAUUUUCUCUUGGAUAUUUGUGCAUAUGUGAACAAAAGAAAUAACUCCAAACUAUUUAAGUUCAAAGGAAGUAUGUUACUGCUUGUAUUAAAACUGUCAUUUCUAGAUUCACGCCGUUGAUUAUUGACCAGUGGAGCGCACUUUGGAACGUGAGCCGGGUUUGCCCUGAAUACUUCCCUCCAGUUCAAAAUACAAUUGGAACGUGCCUUCAAGAUCAAUUGCAAACUGCAAACAGUGUCCAGUCACGGGUGAUCGUAAUGUACAGUGCCUUGCAAAAGUAUCUUUAAGUGUCUUUUGGUACGAUUUUCAUGCAACAGACCGACACAUAGUGGUGCAUAAUUGUCAAGUGGAGAAGG